Molecule: messenger RNA, 3740 nt
Organism: Melozone crissalis (California towhee)
Lineage: Eukaryota; Metazoa; Chordata; Aves; Passeriformes; Passerellidae
Gene: PUM1
Product: pumilio RNA binding family member 1
Exons: 23
Coding region: 111-3686 (1191 amino acids)
Biological process (GO): miRNA processing; regulation of mRNA stability
Cellular component (GO): cytosol; cytoplasm
Molecular function (GO): mRNA 3'-UTR binding
Source: RefSeq, a predicted model, not a curated record
CCGCCGCGCCGCCAUGUUGUCGGAGUGAGCGGCCGGGGAGAGGCAGCGGCGAGCGGCCGGGGGGGGCCCGGCAUCCGUCUGCAUCCGAGCGCUCCGCCCGUGUUGGUGGAAUGAGCGUAGCGUGCGUGUUGAAGAGAAAAGCAGUUCUGUGGCAGGACUCGUUCAGCCCCCACCUGAAGCAGCACGCCCAAGACACAGCCAACCCCACCAUGCCUGUGGUACUGACAUCUGGCACAGGCUCGCAGGCUCAGCCACAGCCAGCUGCAAACCAGGCCCUUGCAGCAGGGACACACUCCAGCCCCGUGCCCGGCUCCAUAGGAGUGGCGGGGCGCUCCCAGGACGACGCCAUGGUGGAUUAUUUCUUCCAGAGGCAGCACGGGGAGCAGCUCGGGGGAGGAGGCAGCGGCGGCGGCGGCUACAACAACAGCAAACACCGCUGGCCCACCGGGGACAACAUCCAUGCAGAGCAUCAGGUGCGUUCCAUGGAUGAGCUGAAUCACGACUUCCAAGCGCUGGCUCUGGAGGGACGGGCUAUGGGAGAGCAGCUGUUGCCGGGUAAAAAGUUUUGGGAAUCUGAUGAUUCCAGCAAAGAUGGACCAAAAGGGAUAUUUCUGGGAGAUCAGUGGAGAGACAGUGCUUGGGGAACAUCAGAUCACUCAGUUUCCCAGCCAAUUAUGGUGCAGAGAAGACCUGGGCAGGGCUUCCAUGUGAACAGUGAAGUGAACUCUGUGCUGUCCCCGCGCUCGGAGAGCGGAGGGCUGGGGGUCAGCAUGGUGGAGUAUGUGCUGAGCUCAUCUCCUGGAGACUCCUGCCUAAGGAAAGGAGCGUUUGGGCCAAGGGAUGCAGAGAGUGAUGAGAAUGACAAAGGGGAUAAGAAAAGCAAGGGCACGUUUGAUGGAGAUAAAUUGGGAGAUCUGAAGGAGGAGGGGGAUGUGAUGGAUAAAUCCAAUGGUUUGCCUGUCCAGAACGGCAUCGACGCCGACGUCAAAGACUUCAGCCGCACACCCGGGAACUGCCAGAACUCAGCGAGCGAGGUGGAUCUGCUGGGCCCCAACCAGAACGGCUCCGAGGGCCUGGCCCAGCUGGCCAGCACCAACGGGGCCAAGCCCGUGGAGGAUUUCUCCAACAUGGAAUCCCAGAGCGUGCCCCUGGAUGCCAUGGAGCACGUGGGCAUGGAGCCGCUGCAGUUCGACUACUCCGGCACGCAGGUCCCCGUGGACUCGGCCGCCGCCACCGUGGGGCUCUUUGACUACAACUCCCAGCAGCAGCUGUUCCAGAGGCCCAAUGCACUGGCAGUGCAGCAGCUGACAGCAGCCCAGCAGCAGCAGUACGCCCUGGCUGCUGCCCACCAGCCACACAUAGGAAUGUUUUCAGCAGGUUUAGCUCCUGCUGCCUUCGUUCCCAACCCGUACAUCAUCAGCGCGGCGCCUCCGGGGACGGAUCCGUACGCGGCCGGGCUGGCGGCGGCUGCCACGUUAGGUCCAGCUGUGGUGCCUCACCAGUACUAUGGAGUCACUCCCUGGGGAGUUUAUCCUGCCAGCCUCUUCCAGCAGCAGGCGGCCGCCGCCGCCGCCGCCACCAACUCGGCCAGCCAGCAGAGCACGCAGCAAACGCAGCAGGGCCAGCAGCAGGUGCUCCGUGGAGGGGCCAGCCAGCGUCCCCUGACUCCCAACCAGAACCAGCAGGGCCAGCAGACGGAUCCUCUGGUGGCCGCCGCCGCCGUCAACUCCGCGCUCGCCUUCGGCCAGGGGCUGGCAGCAGGAAUGCCAGGUUACCCAGUGCUGGCUCCUGCUGCUUAUUAUGACCAAACAGGAGCCCUCGUGGUCAAUGCCGGGGCCAGGAACGGCCUGGGGGCUCCCGUGCGCCUGGUGGCCCCUGCCCCUGUCAUCAUCAGCUCCUCUGCAGCCCAGGCAGCCGUGGCGGCGGCCGCGGCGUCGGCCAACGGAGCGGCCGGGGGGCUGGCAGGGACCACCAACGGCCCCUUCCGGCCCCUGGGCACGCAGCAGCCGCAGCCCCAGCCCCAGCAGCAGCCCACCAACAACCUGGCCUCCAGCUCCUUCUACGGCAACAACUCCCUGAGCAGCAACUCGCAGAGCAGCUCGCUGUUCUCGCAGGGCUCGGCCCAGCCCGCCAACACCUCGCUGGGCUUCGGCAGCAGCAGCUCCCUGGGGGCCACGCUGGGCUCGGCCCUGGGCGGCUUCGGCACCGCAGUGGCCAACUCCACCACGGGCAGCGGUUCCCGCCGUGACUCGCUGACGGGCAGCAGCGAGCUGUACAAGAGGACCUCGAGCAGCCUGACCCCCAUCGGGCACAGCUUCUACAACGGCCUGGGCUUCUCCUCGUCCCCCGGGCCCGUGGGCAUGCCCCUGCCCAGCCAGGGCCCCGGGCACUCGCAGACUCCUCCUCCCUCCCUGUCCUCACACGGAUCCUCCUCCAGCCUCAACCUGGGGGGGCUGACGAACGGCAGUGGCCGUUACAUCUCGGCGGCGCCGGGGGCGGAGGCCAAGUACCGCAGCGCGAGCAGCGCCUCCAGCCUGUUCAGCCCCAGCAGCACGCUGUUCCCGUCCUCGCGCCUGCGCUACGGCAUGUCCGACGUCAUGCCCUCGGGCCGCAGCCGCCUGCUCGAGGACUUCCGCAACAACCGCUACCCCAACCUGCAGCUGCGCGAGAUCGCCGGCCACAUCAUGGAGUUCUCCCAGGACCAGCACGGAUCCAGAUUUAUUCAGCUGAAACUGGAGCGUGCCACCCCAGCAGAGCGUCAGCUGGUGUUCAACGAGAUCCUGCAGGCAGCCUAUCAGCUCAUGGUGGAUGUGUUUGGGAAUUACGUCAUUCAGAAGUUCUUCGAGUUUGGCAGCCUGGAGCAGAAGCUGGCGCUGGCAGAGCGCAUCCGUGGGCACGUGCUGUCCCUGGCCCUGCAGAUGUACGGCUGCAGAGUGAUCCAGAAGGCCCUGGAGUUCAUCCCCCCAGACCAGCAGAACGAGAUGGUUCGGGAGCUGGACGGGCACGUGCUCAAGUGCGUCAAGGACCAGAACGGGAACCACGUGGUGCAGAAGUGCAUCGAGUGUGUGCAGCCCCAGUCCCUGCAGUUCAUCAUUGAUGCCUUCAAGGGACAGGUGUUUGCUCUGUCCACGCACCCCUACGGCUGCCGGGUGAUCCAGCGGAUCCUGGAGCACUGCCUGCCCGAGCAGACCCUGCCCAUCCUGGAGGAGCUCCACCAGCACACGGAGCAGCUGGUGCAGGAUCAGUAUGGGAAUUACGUUAUCCAGCACGUCCUGGAGCACGGCCGGCCCGAGGACAAGAGCAAGAUCGUAGCAGAAAUCAGAGGCAACGUGCUUGUGUUGAGUCAACAUAAAUUUGCCAGCAAUGUGGUGGAGAAGUGUGUGACGCACGCGUCGCGCACGGAGCGCGCCAUGCUCAUCGACGAGGUGUGCACCAUGAACGACGGCCCCCACAGUGCCUUAUACACCAUGAUGAAGGAUCAGUACGCCAACUACGUGGUGCAGAAGAUGAUCGACGUGGCAGAGCCGGCCCAGAGGAAGAUUGUCAUGCACAAGAUCCGGCCCCACAUCGCCACGCUGCGCAAGUACACCUACGGCAAGCACAUCCUGGCCAAGCUGGAGAAAUACUACAUGAAAAAUGGGGUGGAUUUGGGGCCCAUCUGUGGCCCCCCCAACGGCAUCAUCUGAGCAGGGGCUGCUCCAGAGGCACUCCAGGAUCCCAGGAAUCCACCAGGAAUCCAG